AUGAAGCCAGUUUCAUUUUGGAGAAUGGGUGAUGUAGCUCUAGGAAGAUUAAGCAAGCAAGUUUAUGUUAAAGUGCAAGUUGUUAAAGAUGUAGACGGAUUGUUUUAUGACGACAAAGUUUUAGGAAUAUCAGCAAAUGGAGAUAAUAUAGAAGUGUUUGAAGAAUUAUGUUAUUAUGUUGAGGUGUUAAGGUCAAAGGAGCGAAUAUGGCUGCCAUACACAAGUAUGUACUUAGCUGGGCGGUCUAGACCAUUUUAUGGGACAGAGAGAGUAGACAGACCAAAAAAAGCAAUUGAUGGAAAGCCAUCUCCUAGGAAAAAAUCUGAAGAUGAUUUUAGUGACUUGAGUGACCAAUGCUCUGAUUAUGAAGGAUCAGUCUCUGAUAUUGAGGAGAGGGAAACAUUAGAUGAGUAUAUAGAAAAAAUUCCAUUUGAAGAUUUUAUCCAUUGUGGCAAAGAAGUAUUAUUUGAUGAAUUAUAUGAUCUAGCACUCUUGGAUUGCGAUGAGGACGUCCAAGAUUAUCUUCUCAACGUGAACGCUAGUACUGAAGACAAGUUUGAAGAGCUUUUACGAAAUAUCGCUACUGAGAACGAAAUCGACAAUUAUCUCAAACAGUGUUGGAGAUACGCCUUUGUCGUGCAUUUCGAAUUGAAGUCGGAUGAGUGGUGGGAAGACUUAUGUGGUACGCUGACGGUGCACACCAAUUGGUGUCUCGUUUGUGGGAAGACUGAUGCCUUGAAGGAAUGUACGAAAUGUCCAGCCGCCUUCCACGGCAGCUGUUCUCGGGAGUGGCUUAUUUCCGUUAUACACCGUAAAAGCCCACUGAAGGUGAAAAACGAUUCGCCAGUACUUGUGGAGAAAGUCCUAUCAAGCACCAGGGUGAAAUGUAUGGAUGAUAAUCCAGGUGAUGACAAUCAAGAUCUGUGCCCCAGUUGCCGUUGGGGACCCAAAGUGGGAUACAAUGACAUAGUGUGGCAUAAGCUGGACAGCUGCUCUUGGUGGCCAGCCAGGGUGCUGACUCCGUGCUCUCUCCCAUUGUGUUUGAUGUCUUCCUCGCACGAGAUGGACCAGUGGCCUGUGCGGUACUAUGGUACGCUGAACCAUUCAUGGGCUAAUGCAAGUCAUAUGUGUCUGUUUCUCCCAAAACACACAACGGCUCUUAAUGCAAGAGAUGAUAUCUUGAAACAAGCCAUGCUUGACGCGAGCGACGAUUAUAUAGCCGUUUAUUUAAGAUAG
Molecule: messenger RNA, 1236 nt
Organism: Pieris macdunnoughi
Lineage: Eukaryota; Metazoa; Arthropoda; Insecta; Lepidoptera; Pieridae
Source: the annotation of a GenBank genome assembly